This is a messenger RNA of Aspergillus fijiensis CBS 313.89, 1750 nucleotides long. Its product is annotated as UDP-galactose transporter HUT1. Lineage: Eukaryota; Fungi; Ascomycota; Eurotiomycetes; Eurotiales; Aspergillaceae. The transcript has 2 exons. Gene Ontology annotation, biological process: UDP-galactose transmembrane transport. Gene Ontology annotation, molecular function: UDP-galactose transmembrane transporter activity; UDP-glucose transmembrane transporter activity. Bases 252 to 1541 code for a protein of 429 amino acids. The record is from RefSeq and is a predicted model, not a curated record. Gene Ontology annotation, cellular component: endoplasmic reticulum membrane; Golgi membrane.
GAAACACAUUUCUAUAAAGUUAUUUCGAGACCCCCAGUCACUUUCUUUUUUUCCCCUUGCUUUCGAGUCACUCUUUUGAAGUUGUUCUUGUCUCCCAGUAUUUAUGCGACCUGGUGGAGAUUAUUUUUUGUUUCUGAUUCAGAUACUCAUACUCUGUUGAUCCUAUUGUCACGUCACAGUCCUUCCACAACUUCGUUGAUUGCAUUGGUUUCAAGUUACCAGAGACCCAACUGCGCUCGCUUCCUCUGCCAAUGGCACGUCAAAAACAAACAGCACCCUUACAACGGGCCACUUCUUCCCAACUCAUGCAUGUGCCGCCGAAUGAAUCGAGUGCGCAGUCACUCAAGCAGCAGAAUGGAGCUGCUGUCGCCCAUAAUCAUGUCUCUGGAGUGAAGGAUGCGACGCAAGAUACCCCUGGCCUGAUGCAGCUUGCUGUCUGCGUUCUGGGAAUCUAUGCUUCUUUUCUGUCAUGGGGUGUCCUCCAAGAAGCCAUCACCACCGUCUCCUAUCCGGUUCAACCUCCGAGCGCUGAGUUGCCCGAACCGCCCACCGAGCGCUUCACAUACUCGAUUGUCCUGAACACGAUCCAAUCCACCUUUGCCGCCAUCACCGGCUUCCUCUACCUCUUCUUCUCGACUCCGUCCGGACAGAAGGUCCCCUCCAUCUUCCCCACGCGGAAGAUCCUCUUCCCCUUGCUCCUGGUCAGCAUCUCCUCGUCGCUCGCAUCCCCCUUCGGAUAUGCCAGUCUCGCGCACAUCGACUACCUCACCUUCAUCCUCGCCAAGUCGUGCAAACUGCUCCCGGUCAUGUUCCUCCACUUGACCAUCUUCCGCAAGCGCUACCCGCUCUACAAGUACGGCGUGGUCCUUCUGGUCACGCUCGGCGUCGCGACCUUCACGCUGCACCACCCGGGCACGAGCAAGAAGGUGGCCGCCUCUGCGGCCAAGGGCCAGUCCGGCUCCAGCGCGUGGGGAAUUUUCCUGUUAUCGAUCAACCUGCUGCUGGACGGCCUCACCAACACCACCCAGGACCACAUCUUCACCUCGCCGCAGACCUACACCCGGUUCACAGGCCCGCAGAUGAUGGUCGCACAGAACGUGCUCUCGACGCUCCUGACCAGCAGCUAUCUGCUGGUGAUGCCCCAUCUGUCGGCGACGGGCCUCCUGCACAACCUCCUGCCGUUCCCGAUCCCGCCGUCCACGGAGACGGAGCUGACGGCCGCGAUCGGGUUCCUGUCGCGCCAUCCGGAGGCGCUGAAGAACGUGCUCGGGUUUGCGGCGUGCGGGGCGGUCGGGCAGCUGUUCAUCUUCUACACGCUCUCGCGGUUCUCGUCGCUGUUGCUGGUGACGGUGACGGUGACGCGCAAGAUGCUGACGAUGCUGCUGAGCGUGUUCUGGUUCGGACACUCGCUGUCGGCGGGACAGUGGCUGGGGGUGCUGUUGGUGUUUGGCGGCGUCGGCGCCGAGGCGGUCGUGCAGCGACAGGAGAAGAAGGCCAAGGAGAAGGCGCGAGCUGCCGCUGCGGCCACAAAGAAGGAGUAGUCACAAGCAUCAUGCUCGAAGGGGGUGUCCAUCCGCCAUCAAAGUUCCCAUUUCACGAUUGUACAUAUCAAGUUUAGAAAUCAUCAUCUCCAUAGACCUAUGCUUGCAAUCCAUCACUCAGCAUAUCAUCACCGCAGUGGUAUCAAACCCUUCCCCUCAUCUUAUCAUCAAUCAAGGACAUCUUCCUUAUUCCAACCAACCACAUAAAG